CUUUGCACCCGUGCAAUCCAUUUUUCACGACGAACCAGGUCUCUUGCAAACUUAUGAAGGGUAAAUCCAUCCUCCCGAGUGUUCGAGCAAUGUCCAGCAAUGCAACGAGCCGGCAUUUUGGCUAACACGAAGGAACAAAGAGCUACCUUCCAGGAGGUUAAACUAAUAGAAACAAACGGGUCCACUUGAGGGCGGUCCCGCCAUGUACGUCACUUCCUGCUUCUUCUCCAAAACAAAUCCCUCGAGAGGACUUUCGUGGCAGGAGUUACAAAAAGUCAUACACGUCAAAAUCAUGUUUUGUGGUGGGGAAAAAAAACACGUGUCCAUGUCAGCUGCUGUUUUUUUUCCAUUAAUAAAUACUAAAAAUCAUGCAUUUCAUGACAGUGGCACUUUAAUUUCGCACACGAGGGGGUGGGUAGGCUCUCCAGAGAGUUUGCAUUGAAAUUAGCAUUAAAUGCCCCCUCCCUUAAAAGGGUGUUUUAGGGUUAAUGGCUCCCGGUUGCCGUGGAGACCAAAACGGCGGUGAAGUUGACAGGCGCUCCGUCGCCUUGUAACUGGAGACGAGAAGGGGGCGGAGACACGCCGCCCCGUGCUCUCGGCUCAUUGGUCACCCGGUGGGUCACGUGUCCGGUAUGGAAUGCAAAUACCAAAAAAAAAAAAAAAGAAAAAAAAAAAGAAAAAGUUGCUCUGCUAUCGCUGCGCUUCUGCUGGCGUUUAGCGGCGCUUCGGCGGGCCAGAAAUGGAGCGCGUAGUAAACUGAGCGAGGGAAACACAACACCCAAGAAGGAAGGGCGACCCGAAGAGGCUUCCGGCACAGGCGGGCCAUUCAGAAAAGCCGGGGGUCAAAGGUGAGAAGAGCAGAGGGGACCAUGAGCGAGCCGGGGCCCCCCGCCGCACCCGCUACCACCACCACCACCACCACCGCUGCCACCACAACCACCAGUGGCGGCACCUCCGCGACCACCACCGGCACCAGCACCACCUCCUCCAGCUCGACUACGGCCGCUAGCAGUAACAUGACGACACCUUCUACUGCCACUACUGCUUCUGCUAGCAGUACUACUACCAGUUGCAGCAGCAGCAGUAGUAGUAGCAGCACUAGUACAACUAGUACUAGUAGUAGUAGUACUACUACUACUGCAGCAAGACAGGCAGUCCCUCAAAUUUCAGUUUAUGGUGGGAUACCCGACCGGCAAACUGUGCAGGUGAUCCAGCAGGCUCUCCACAGGCAGCCCAACACGGCGGCGCAGUACCUGCAGCAGAUGUACGCGGCCCAACAGCAGCAUCUCAUGUUACAGACGGCGGCGCUUCAGCAGCAGCACAGCCUCAGCACCGCUCAGCUGCAGAGCCUGGCUGCCGUGCAGCAGGCCAGUAUCGCAGCAGGCCGCCAGAACUCCCAGAACGGCACAACUUCUCAGCAAACGGGAUCGACUCAGACCACGAUCAACCUGACCGCCUCGCCGGCAGCUGCGCAGCUGAUCAGCCGUGCCCAGAGCAUCACUUCGGCUCCCACCAGUAUUUCCCAGCAGGCCGUUCUGCUGGGCAGCCCGUCGAGCCCCACCCUCACAGCCAGCCAGGCGCAGAUGUACCUGCGUGCACAGAUGGCCCAGCAGAGCAACGUUUUCCAGGCCCAGCAGAGCAACCUGGUGCAAGUGGCCAGGAGUUUGGGGCGAGCCGUGCCCCUGUCGCCGCAGCUGAUCUUCACGCCGACGGCCACCGUGACUGCGAUGCAAUCCGACAGCUCAGCUCAGAAUCAGGUCCAAAAUCUGGCCAUACGCGGCCAACAGGGAUCGACCACAUCCUCCUCGCAGACUCAGACGCUGCAGGCUCUCAGUCUGAAGCAGAGCCCGGUGCCCAUCCAGCCUGCCUCUCUUGUAAAGAACCCGGGACAAGGGGGGCAACCGUCCGCGGCGGUCAAGUCCGCCUUGUCUGAAAGCGCCUCCGAGGUGGGAAAGAAGGGGGACGCCGCCGCGGUCACGGAGGCCCGUGCCAUUAACAUGAGCCGCAACGUCACAACAGUCAGCGCGCAGCCACUAAUUGCUCCAGCCUACACGCAGAUUCAGCCCCACUCGCUGGUUCAGCAGCACAAGCAGCAGCAGCAGUUUGUGGUCCAUCACAGCCAAAGUUCCCAGAGGGCCCCCGGUCAGCUGCUGCAAACGGCGUCCAUUCAGCCGUCGCCGCAGCCCGUCCCCGUGCUGCCCAAGCCGGCGCCGCACCAGCCCGCCGCUCCUGGCCAGCACGCCACCAUCUUCCACUCCACCAUCAGCUCCCACACGCUCCCGCCCCCCGCCUCAUCCUCCUCUGCUUCCACGAUGACGAGUCAGGCCAAAGCUCAGCCCGUGCAGCUCACAGCCAUUAACCUUCAAAUACAUCCCACUGCCUCUCGACCGCUGGUUCAGGAGUGUAAAGAUAAGCCGACUUCACUCGUGGUGAGGGAGACUUGUGCAACCUCCAGCGUGCAGCAACAAAAGCUGUCACCGCCAGCGCCGGCGCCAACGCCGACGCCGGCACCACCACAGCAGCCGCAAAGUACGCCAUCGCAACCCAGGAAGCCCGGAGAGCAGCCCAAAUCUGACCCGCCGUCACAAGGUCACCCACAAGGGGGGGGUGUGACCAAGAGGCCGGCGCCCGCACCUGGGACCCCACCGCCAGCCAUGACCCCGGCAAACGACGGCGAGGCGCCCGACGUGACAGCGGUCACGUCACACAACGGCGAGAGCAAGCCGCCGCAGGCCAUCGUCAAGCCACAGGUCCUCACGCACGUCAUCGAGGGCUUUGUCAUCCAGGAGGGUGCCGAGCCGUUCCCAGUGUGUGUGGAGCGUCUCCCCAUCCUCAUCAACAGCCCCAAGAAACUGGACAGUCAGCUGUCCUCCGACCCAGACAAAACUCCGGUCAGCAACGCGGCAAACUCCGACUCUGAGCCCGAAGACUUAAACCAGACAGAAAAGGAUCAAGAGCCCAAGCUUACGUGCGAGUACUGCGGCUGGGUGGACUUUGCCUACACGUUCAAGGGCUCGAAGCGCUUCUGCUCCAUGGUUUGUGCUAAGAGGUACAACGUAGGCUGCACAAAGCGCAUUGGACUGUUCCGUCCAGAGAAAACCAAGCCGGCUAACCGCUGGCGCAGAAGAGAUCAGGGCCGCUCCAGUAUUGAAGCAAAGAAACGGAAGAUAUCCCCGUCGCCCCAGCAGACUCAGGGCGGCUCCGUGUCCUCGCCGCAUCCCUCCCAGCCCAGCCAGGAGGAGUCCAGCCCGUGUUCGGAAAUGUCAAGCUACGAGGAGCCCCCGUCGCCGCUGUCGGCGGCCAGCUCGGGACCCCCGGCGACCCCCGCCCCGGCUCCGGUUCCCGUCCAGCGGCAGACCAGCAGGGCGGCGUCAGAUCCGGAGCCCCUCGGCCGCAGAGACGCGACUGCCGCUUUGUGUCAGCCUUUCUUACCCAACGACCCCACCAAGUGGAAUGUGGAGGAAGUGUACGAGUUCAUUUGUUCAUUACCAGGCUGCCAGGAGAUCGCCGACGAGUUCCGCUCCCAAGAGAUCGACGGCCAAGCUUUGCUCCUGUUGAAGGAGGACCACCUGAUGAGCACCAUGAACAUCAAACUGGGCCCGGCGCUCAAGAUCUUCGCACGCAUCAACAUGCUCAAAGACUCGUAGCGAAGGCUGCGUGCGUUUUUUUUUUUUUUUUUUUUUUUUUUUUUUUGGGGUCUCUGACUGCACUGUGACCUCAGCGUCUCAUCUUCACGGACUCCUGCACGCGACGGCGGCCGCGUCACCAUCUGACCGAGGAUUUUAGUUCUGGGAAACUGACUGAGAUUGAAGGCGGCAUUAAGUGUUAAUCAGGAGAAAGUUUCUUUCAUCGGGAUUCAGAUGUAAGAGUGCAUCUUAAUAAAUUAUCAUCAAGUUGGAAAGUUCGUUUAUAUCAGUAAAAAGGGAUUCAUUAAACUUGCAGAACGGCAGUUCCUACUUAAUUUCUACGUUAAAAAUGAAUUUUUUUUUUUUUAAUUCUCGAUGGCAAAUUUGGGUUUUUUUUGUUAGCGCUUAUCAUCGAGAUUGCAAAAACAAAAUAAUGAAAUCACUUUGGACGUUUUCUACGGUAUUCUAAGUUGGAUGCACCUGCAAAUGUGGUUUACAGAAGCGUAACAGUUUUAAGGGCUGAGAGAGUCAAAUGAGCACUGCCGUCAUUUUUUUUUUUUUUUUUUUAAUAAGACGUUUUGUAGUUUUGCCUAGGAAACGGCAAAACAGGCUGUAUUUUCUGUGAACCGAAGAUUGUAUUAAUGGUCAGCAGGAAUGUUCCUGCCAAGUGUUCCUGUACAAUUUUGUCCAUUUAUGUUUCACUUUCGUGGCACUUUUUUUUUUUUUUUUUUUUAAACCUUCACCUUAAACAUGAACCGUGCUAUACGUGCCAGACUGACUGAAACCGUGUGGUUAACUUAUCCUUGUUAUUUGAAUAGAGAAAUGAUGUUUAAUAUUUUUUGAAAUAUGCAAAUGUAUAAAAAAAAAACACUGAGUGUUUUUCUAUUUGUUUUUGUAAAUUAUGUCCGGUUUGUGUGCUUAGUGGCCGUGGAGGACUUUUCUAGGUUAACAUUUUUUUUUUUUUUUUUAAUGCUUUGUGUUUAACGGCGUCGUUUGGUACGCAGCUUUUUUUUGCAGCUAUAAAUGAUUUCGACUUCAAUUUUGGUCUCCUUUAAUUGUCCGCCCCGAUUUAACAACAAUUUUGCUUUCUUAGCAGGAGAAGCUCUGAUGUGAGUGAAAGUAGGUCUGAAUUGCUGGACAUUGUUGCAGGAAGAAACGUCUUUCCUCCUGCAGGUGGCGCUGUUGUGUGUGUCAUUGAUUGGGCUGAGGUCAGGAUGGAAGUCAAGGUAAGUCAAAAAGUUGUAUUUUCCAAACAAUUAUCAAAUCACGAUCUGUUAUGUGUCGAUAAUCCUGGUUAUUCCGACUUCCUUCUUAAAAACGG
Molecule: messenger RNA, 4947 nt
Organism: Syngnathoides biaculeatus (alligator pipefish)
Lineage: Eukaryota; Metazoa; Chordata; Actinopteri; Syngnathiformes; Syngnathidae
Gene: phc2b
Product: polyhomeotic homolog 2b (Drosophila)
Exons: 15
Coding region: 870-3647 (925 amino acids)
Cellular component (GO): PRC1 complex; nucleus
Molecular function (GO): zinc ion binding; protein binding
Source: RefSeq, a predicted model, not a curated record